Messenger RNA from Elephantulus edwardii (Cape elephant shrew), 1513 nucleotides. It is a transcript of the gene PAX3, whose product is annotated as paired box 3. The record is from RefSeq and is a predicted model, not a curated record. Lineage: Eukaryota; Metazoa; Chordata; Mammalia; Macroscelidea; Macroscelididae. Gene Ontology annotation, molecular function: RNA polymerase II cis-regulatory region sequence-specific DNA binding; DNA-binding transcription factor activity, RNA polymerase II-specific. Bases 15 to 1469 code for a protein of 484 amino acids. The transcript has 9 exons. Gene Ontology annotation, biological process: anatomical structure development; regulation of transcription by RNA polymerase II.
AUAGCGGCCGCACGAUGACCACGCUGGCCGGCGCGGUGCCCAGGAUGAUGCGGCCCGGCCCCGGCCAGAACUACCCGCGCAGCGGCUUCCCGCUGGAAGUGUCCACUCCUCUGGGCCAGGGCCGCGUCAAUCAGCUCGGCGGCGUUUUCAUCAACGGCAGGCCGCUGCCCAACCACAUCCGCCACAAGAUCGUGGAGAUGGCCCACCACGGCAUCCGGCCCUGCGUCAUCUCCCGCCAGCUGCGCGUGUCCCACGGCUGCGUCUCUAAGAUCCUGUGCAGGUACCAGGAGACGGGGUCCAUCCGGCCCGGGGCCAUCGGCGGCAGCAAGCCCAAGCAGGUGACAACGCCUGAUGUGGAGAAGAAAAUCGAGGAGUACAAACGAGAGAACCCCGGCAUGUUCAGCUGGGAGAUUCGAGACAAAUUACUCAAGGAUGCAGUCUGUGACCGCAACACGGUUCCCUCAGUGAGCUCCAUCAGCCGCAUUCUGAGGAGUAAAUUCGGGAAAGGCGAAGAGGAGGAGGCAGAUCUGGAGAGGAAGGAGGCAGAGGAGAGCGAGAAGAAGGCGAAACACAGCAUCGACGGCAUUCUGAGCGAGAGAGCCUCAGCGCCCCAGUCAGAUGAAGGCUCCGACAUCGAUUCUGAACCCGACUUACCGCUGAAGAGGAAGCAGCGCCGGAGUCGAACCACCUUCACGGCAGAGCAACUUGAAGAACUGGAGCGAGCUUUUGAGAGAACCCACUACCCUGACAUCUAUACCAGGGAGGAGCUGGCCCAGCGGGCGAAGCUCACCGAGGCCCGGGUCCAGGUCUGGUUUAGCAACCGCCGUGCAAGAUGGAGGAAGCAAGCUGGGGCCAAUCAACUGAUGGCUUUCAACCAUCUCAUUCCCGGAGGAUUCCCCCCCACUGCCAUGCCGACUCUGCCAACAUACCAGCUGUCGGAGACCUCUUACCAGCCCACGUCGAUUCCACAAGCCGUGUCGGAUCCCAGCAGCACCGUCCACAGACCUCAGCCACUUCCUCCGAGCACUGUCCACCAAAGCACCCUUCCUUCCAACCCGGAGGGCAGCUCUGCCUACUGCCUGCCCAGCACCAGGCACGGAUUUUCCAGCUAUACGGACAGCUUUGUACCUCCGUCCGGGCCCUCCAACCCCAUGAACCCCGCCAUUGGCAAUGGCCUUUCACCUCAGGUAAUGGGACUUCUGACCAACCACGGAGGGGUACCUCAUCAGCCGCAGACCGAUUAUGCGCUGUCUCCUCUCACGGGAGGCCUGGAACCUACCACCACGGUGUCGGCCAGCUGCAGUCAGAGACUAGACCAUAUGAAGAGCUUGGACAGUCUACCAACAUCUCAGUCCUACUGUCCCCCCACAUAUAGCACCACGGGCUACAGUAUGGACCCCGUCACAGGCUACCAGUAUGGGCAAUAUGGACAAAGUGCCUUUCAUUAUCUCAAGCCAGAUAUUGCGUAAGUGAACUGUCCACUUGGAGCUAUCACGGGCCCUGUCUCUGGUCU